Molecule: messenger RNA, 279 nt
Organism: Nymphaea colorata (pocket water lily)
Lineage: Eukaryota; Viridiplantae; Streptophyta; Magnoliopsida; Nymphaeales; Nymphaeaceae
Source: the annotation of a RefSeq genome assembly
GUGGCCCGUUCAUCUAAAAAAAAUCCUUUUGUGGCUAAUCACUUAUUAAGUAAAAUUGAGAAGCUCAACAAGGCAGAGGAAAGAAGUAUAAUAGUAACUUGGUCCCGAGCAUCGACCAUUAUAUUUGCAAUGGUCGGUCAUACAAUUGCUGUUCAUAACGGAAAGGAGCAUUUACCUAUUUAUAUAACGGAGCGUAUGGUGGGUCACAAAUUGGGAGAAUUCGCGCCUACUCUGACUUUCCGGGGACACGCGAGAAACGAUAAUAGAUCUCGGCGAUAA